Molecule: messenger RNA, 576 nt
Organism: Paramecium tetraurelia
Lineage: Eukaryota; Ciliophora; Oligohymenophorea; Peniculida; Parameciidae
Exons: 4
Source: RefSeq, a predicted model, not a curated record
AUGGAAAACUUGGAUCAGUAUACAAACGCAGAUGAUCGCAAUCUCCAACUCUCCUAAUUAGUUUUGUAAUAGAAAAGGGAAAAAAUUGUGUUAUAGAAGAAGAUCCACGCUCUGGAAAAAUAAAAUAAAAACUUGUCUCAACAAAUGGAAUCCUAAAAAAAAGAAAAAAAAGAUCAAGAAAGUAAAAUUAAGUAACUUCAAGAAUACAAAGCUAAACAAGACUCUGUGACUGCCAAAUUAAAUGGAUUAAUAAAAAAGUUGCUUCAAAGAGAUGAUGAGUCCCAACUACAUGAUCAUUCAUUAAGUGCUCCUAAAACUGAUGCAAAAUCUUAAAAACAAGACAAUUACGAAAGGAAAAAAAAAGAUAAAGAAUAUCUAGAAGAACAAUAAAAAUUGGAUCUUAAUGAACAAAUUAUUGCUCAAUAUAAAAAACAAUAGCUUAAAGAUCAUUCAAUUUCUAGCAAACUCCCACCAAUUGAAGAUACAAAGAAUAAACCAAUUAUAGUCUAAGUUCCAAAAAGCUAAUUAAAGAAAAUUAACCCUUAAUAUUUAAUUGAACAAUUGCAGAAGGAAUGA